Messenger RNA from Rotaria sp. Silwood2, 1758 nucleotides. The record is from the annotation of a GenBank genome assembly. Lineage: Eukaryota; Metazoa; Rotifera; Eurotatoria; Philodinida; Philodinidae.
AUGUCUGAAUAUGGACGUGUCGUUUUGACAUUAAGUAAUGUUUUAUUACCACCCGAAAAACUUUAUCCAAAUUCAACACCAUCAACAAUUGAAGGUUUAUCAUGGGAUGUUGAAUAUGAUUUAAGAUUAACCGGUUGUGAACUUAUACAAACAGCAUGUUUACUAUUGAAAUUACCACAAACAGCAGUAGCAACUGGUCAAGUUCUAUUUCAUCGUUAUUUUUAUUCUUCAUCAUUUAUUCGUCGUUCAAUGGAAAUCGUCGCCAUGGCUUGUACUAAUCUUGCAGCUAAAAUUGAAGAAAAUGCUCGACGUAUUCGAGAUGUUGUUAAUGUAUUUCAUCAUAUAAAACAAGUUCGAUCCGGAAGUAUGAUUCAACCAUUAUUAAUUGAUCAAGGUUAUAUUGAUAAAAAAAAUGAAGUUAUCAAAGCUGAACGUCGUUUAUUAAAAGAACUUGGUUUUUGUGUUUAUGUUAAACAUCCACAUAAAAUGAUUGCAAUGUAUUUGAAAGUUCUUGAAAAAGAACGUGAAAAAGAUUUUGUACAAACAUGUUGGAAUUAUAUGAAUGAUAGUUUACGUACGGAUAUUUUUCUACGUUUUACGCCCGAAACAAUUGCUUGUGCAUGUAUUGAUUUAGCAGCACGAACUCUUCAAAUUCCUUUACCGAAAACUCCACAAUGGUAUCUUAUAUUUGGUGCACAACCUGAAGAAAUUCGUUAUAUUAUGAUUGCUAUUGUUCGAUUAUAUAAACAUCGACCAAAACCACUUGAUGAACUCGAAAAAAUUGUAAAUUCAUUUCGUGAAAAACGAGAAGAUGAAAGAAAAAAAUUACGACCUGAAUUAGGUAAUGAUUCACCAGCUCAACAACCAAUUAUACAAAAUUCUAUGCCAUCAACAGUGAUUUCUUUUUCAACACCAACUAUUGUACAACCAGAAGUACCUUCUGUGAUUACAACAACUACAGACGAAAUAAUAAAUACAACAGCAACUAUAAAUGGAAAAACAAGUAAAAAACAUGAUCAUGGAAGUUCACGUGAAUCAUCAACAACAAAUAAUCAUCGACAUCAUCAUCGUCAUCAUCAUCGAAGAAAACGAAGUAGUUCUCGAAGCAGGCUAAUGACAUACGAGCGUGCACUUGAAAUUCUAAUUCAGUUGGGAAGAAAUCGAAUAGUAACCGAUAGUUUUAUAGAUAACCUUUAUGUGCCUCCGGGAGAUCCUCCUACUAAAUUCUUUUGGUCCGGUUUCGGAGUUGAUGAGAGUCCUGAAGUGGCUGCUGAAAUAGCUCGUUAUCACAAUGGUGUGACGCUUGAAAUGGUAAUCGAAUUACCUGCGAAUGCUGCUAUCAAAAGACAAAUGUGCAAGUGGCCACAAAAAGAAGACGUAUCACCUAUUGCAGAAGCAUGUCGAGCACAAUCAUCAUCACAAUCAUUGUCUCGUUCUCCAAUUCAUCAUUCUCAAAAGAAAAAGAAAAUAUCUCAUCGUAGUCAAUCACGAUCUCGAUCAUCAUCACGUAAAAAACAUAGACAUCAAAAAGACAAACGACAUCAUAGUAGCCAUACAUCAAAUAAUCAUCGAAAAAAAGAUAAAAAACGACGAUCACGUUCUUCAUCACGUGAUGACAAUCAUUAUUCUAAGAAUAAUAAACAUUCUUUAUCAAACAAUGAUACAAAUAAUAAUAUUCAUCAACGUUCAUAUCAUUAUUCAUUCAAACAAAUAAAUGGUGUUUCUUCAUCAUUUCAUAAAAAUUUCAAUUUAAAAUAA